Planococcus citri (citrus mealybug) is the source of this 856-nucleotide messenger RNA. Its product is annotated as BUD13 homolog. Bases 290 to 592 code for a protein of 100 amino acids. The record is from RefSeq and is a predicted model, not a curated record. The transcript has 3 exons. Gene Ontology annotation, cellular component: U2-type spliceosomal complex; RES complex. Lineage: Eukaryota; Metazoa; Arthropoda; Insecta; Hemiptera; Pseudococcidae. Gene Ontology annotation, biological process: mRNA splicing, via spliceosome. Gene Ontology annotation, molecular function: RNA binding.
UUUCUCCUAGUAAAAUAAGCACACGCAAAAAAAAACGAAGCAAGCUGCUGUUAUUUUUGUAUCGAUUAAGCACCAGUAAGUUUACAAAUAUAGCGUAGCUAAAUAAUCAUACAAGCAUACGGUGAUUUAUGGUGCAUAGUGCUUAGUGGAAUUUUAAAAUAUGAUGUAAAUUUGUAUACCUACCUAGUUGAAAAUUCGGAUGCUUGUGUUCUAACAAUUUGAUAACUGUUUCAAAAGAUUAAAACAAAUCGAAGAGGAAAACGAAAAACUGGCUUACAAAUCGCACGAAAUGUCGAAGCCUCUGGCUCGUUAUGCGGACGACAAAGAUUUAGACAAACAUUUAAGAAAUAAAGAACGCGAUGGAGAUCCACUAGCAAUAAUAAGGAGAAAUUUGAACGAUGAUAGUUCUGCUGAUGGUGCUAAGCCAAAAUACAAAGGAACUUAUCCUCAAAAUCGUUUUGGAAUCCCACCUGGCCGUAAAUGGGAUGGAGUGGAUAGAUCUAACGGAUAUGAAGUGAAAUCGUUGGGUAAAGGAAAAGCUGAAGAAGCGGUCAAAGAAGAAGCAUAUAAAUGGAGCACUGAAGAUAUGUAAAAUAGCGAGAUUCCUGCCAGCGCCAUCGACAUCGAGCUGACAAUUUACAAAAUGUAUAAUUUUUAUAAGUAGUGUUUCCAAUACUUUUGUGUUGUGGAUCGUAAUGAGCUUUUUCAAAGAGCUCAUUUAACGUAGGUAUUAAAAAGUUUUAUAAAAAAAUUUUCUGAAAUUCAAUCCCAAUUUUCAAAUUUUGAUUUAAUGUCUAAUGAAGUAGUAAUGACAUUGACAUUUAAAAAAAAAUUAAAACUCAAGUCUCAAACCUUC